This is a messenger RNA of Pseudovirgaria hyperparasitica, 1276 nucleotides long. RefSeq lists its product as uncharacterized. NCBI's taxonomy places the organism in Eukaryota, Fungi, Ascomycota, Dothideomycetes, Acrospermales, Acrospermaceae. Bases 47 to 1048 code for a protein of 333 amino acids. The record is from RefSeq and is a predicted model, not a curated record. The transcript has a single exon.
CUUAGGUGUGUUCUAUCCACAAUUCCACGUAGACAUUGUGUUAGCAAUGACCCGAUUGCGGUGUGCACAACCACUCGCCCUCCGAUGGUACCGCAGUCCCAUCGGCUCAUCUUACAUUUCCACGUGCCUACGAACUGCCCGCUUCAGUACUGGCUCUGCUGAACGAGCAUCUAACCCCCCUCGAACUCAUAAGCAACCCUCGCUCGUCCCUUGGGCCACCGCCUUCAUCCUACUCUCGAUUGGCUACGUCGUUGGCGAGUCCGUCCGCACCUUCAUUCGUCCGCCAUGGUACCCCGAUCCCGGCAGCCCUGAAGAUCAAAUCAUUCUCGAUAAGAUCGCCCACGAUAUCGACGAGCUCGCACUGGUCGCCUCUAUGCGCAUCAAAACAAAGUCUACGACUAUCAACGCAGACGCCGAGGUUGGCGCAUGGCGUGAACUCUUCAUCGACAACAUUGCUGAGACCGAAUCCCCCGAAGGCACGUUGCCAGCGAACCCACUUACUCCUCGCACGAUCACAGGGACGCGCACACUGACAGUGUCUACACUGCAUGCCUCCGGUCUCUUCGGGCCACAGCGCGUCUUCUAUAAUUCUUACACACAUUCACUUGUUGCGGUCGUCUGGCUCGGUGGAAAUCUAUCUGGGUGGCCCAAUAUAACGCAUGGAGGGGCUAUCGCAACGUUGCUCGACGAAGCGUGUACUCGGGCAGUAGCAGGGCCGGAUCGGGGACUGGACGAGCCGAAGAUGUGUAAAGGGGUAGAAUUGAGUUAUCUGAAGCCGACGAUGGCAAAUAGAUAUUACGUCGUCAAGGUAGACGUUGACGCUGGAGCCAUGAUACCGACUGCAAAGAAUCUGCACACAGGAAUGGAACCACAAGGUGAUAGGAAAUUACGAGAUGCUCUAGAAGAAAAGAAGAAGGGAUGGUUCACGUUCGGGAAACCAAGUCCUGAGGAGGAUGUGGUGGUGCAGGCAACGCUGGAGACACUGGACGGGUUGGUAUGCGCGAGAGCAAAAGCGACAUGGGAUGUUGAAGGGGCAGCGAAAUUAUAAGACGUGGAACAAUCAAAGAGAGAUGCGGUAAGCACCCUGCAGAAGAACAAGUUCACAGCGAGAUCUCAUGGCUAGCAAUAUCUAUGAAACCCCGGCAAAGUCGGAAACCGCCCACACGUUUGACGUACCAAACAACCUCAACACCAUAAAGCCAAAUAGGAUACGUUUGAUCACUGGCCCUAUGGGCGUAGAAGCCCCUAUAAUCUUUGUCGCGUGAGUCAAGACUGU